AGAGAUUUAUUAAUGUUUUUUUUUCUUUUACUGCCAUCCCGUAGUAAGCGGUUUCUACAUGGCACAAAGGAGUUCCCGCAAGUCAGGGAAGUAAAACACCCAGGAGCCACAAAUAUUAUUGAAUAAAACAAGACUCAUUAAACAAACCGUUGAGGCCAUUCCUUCAUUCACUCUCUUUUACAUGAAACAGAAAGCUGCUUCGUGCGUACCUGCUUCCUUCUUGUGGACGAAACAUGAAGAAACCUCAAAAUGGUUCAUGUUCAAAUGAAGCUAUCAAAUGUCAAAGCAGCAGAAAAUCCAGAAACACCUACAACUCUUCUUGUGAUAACAACAAAAAUAAAAGAAGCUUCUUUGAGUUCUCACUGUCUCUGUUAGUCUCCUUUUGGUUUCUAUUCUUAUUGUUCUACUCUAAACUUGGUCUUAGCCAUGAUAAUUCAGGGAAUUCAACUGCUGCUAAAGAAGUUAUACCUUUUCAUACAGUUUGCAAUGAAAAGUUCUGUGAAUCUGCUUUUGUGUAUCCACAUUUCACUAAUGGAAGCCAUAACUAUUCAAAUGCGAUGCUGUUAGAACCUAAUAUGUCAGCAAGCUCUAACAACAGCAUUCAUAAUGAGGGACUUGAAACUUACAAGGUCUCUCUUCCUGAAACAAGUAGACUAGAAGAAGUAUUUUGGAAGCUUUUAGGUUAUGCGGCUUUAGUUUGUGAAGCACAGAAGUAUGAAGAGCAAAAUGCAACCAAACCAGCGUUGCCAAAUGGAAAAACGCCUCAAGCCACUUAUCUCAAUUUUGAUGAGUUCCGGAGCCUCACAAAACAAGAGAAGGGCUGGGGCAUGGAGAUUCAGCUUAUUAACAUCACACAUCGGUUUGAUCCUGAUGGAUCAGAAUACAAUUAUGCCUCUGCAAAGAAGGGUGCAAAAGUGGUAGCACAUAAUAAGGAAGCCAAAGGAGCAACAAACAUAUUGGGGAAUAAUCAUGAUAAGUAUCUUAUAAACCCUUGUUCAGUGACUGAGAAGUUUGUUGUGAUUGAGCUUGCAGAGGAGACUUUGGUUGAUGAUGUUAAAAUUGCAAAUUUUGAGCAUUAUUCUUCUAAUUUUAAGGAAUUUGAGUUGUCUAGUAGUUUGAGUUACCCAACAGAAGUUUGGUCACCACUGGGAAAGUUUGUUGCUGCAAAUGUCAAGCAACUUCAAAGCUUUAAGCUGCCGGAACCCAAAUGGGUGAGGUACUUGAAAUUAAGUUUACUUAGUCAUUAUGGAUCAGAACAUUAUUGCACUCUGAGUGUGGUGGAGGUAUAUGGUGUUGAUGCAAUUGAGCAUAUGUUGGAAGAUCUCUUUGUGGCCUCCGAAGGAAGUGUACCCAGUAAAUCACCAGAGCCUAACUCGACUUCAGUUCCUUCUUUGAAACCAGAAGUGAAUUUGACUGACAGUCAAAAAAAUGGAAAAAUUCAGAAUGGUGUGAAGACUGCUAAUAUACAGGAGGAAAACGUGGAGGUUGCACAAAAGCUUGAUAAAAAUGUGCCAAACUCUUCAGGCAAGAUCAAGAUUCCUGAUCCUGGGAAUGAAGUAAGACAACAUCCAAAUGGCAGAAUACCAGGUGACACUGUUCUGAGGAUCUUGAUGCAGAAGGUGAAGUCACUUGAGCAGAAUUUAUUGGUGCUCGAGGAGUAUAUCAAAGAACUGAACCGACGACAACAGGAUGUUUUACCUGAGCUUGACAAAGAAUUAGUAAGAAUGUCACAGGUUUUGGAGAAAAGCAAAGUGGAACUUCAAGAUAUCAUCAACUGGAAGGAGACUGUGGAAAAAGAAUUCUCAAACCUUGAGGCAUGGAAAAAUGAUUUCUCAUCUCAACUGAAUGCAUUGGUCACGGAAAAUCGUAUGUUGAGAUUAGAUGUUGAAAAAAUUGGAAACAUUCAAGCGAAUCUGGAAAGUAAAGAACUUUGUGUACUAUCGGUGAGUCUUUUCUUUGCUGGGAUAGCAACUCUGAAGCUGCUUUCAGCUCGUGUAUCAACAUUUUUCAGAUCAUCUCAGUCUGAUACAGUAUGCAGAACCUAUAGAGCUUGGGUUCUGAUGCUUGUCAGCAGCAGCAUGACAAUUUUUGUUACCUUACUCUCUAGUUAGUUCUUCUUCUCUUGAUGUAAUGUAACAUUAGAAAAUUAGAUCGUUCAUCAGCUUCUGGCUUUGACCCCUCUAUAACCAGGGAACCAGGUGUUACAGAAAAUGUUAAUUUUUCUUCACCCUCCGAGAUAAAUGAAAUUUUGGCUCUUUUA
Mangifera indica (mango) is the source of this 2260-nucleotide messenger RNA. Its product is annotated as SUN domain-containing protein 5. Gene Ontology annotation, cellular component: cytoplasm; membrane. The transcript is spliced from 4 exons. The coding region runs from base 234 to 2111 and encodes 625 amino acids. The record is from RefSeq and is a predicted model, not a curated record. Gene Ontology annotation, biological process: protein folding in endoplasmic reticulum. NCBI's taxonomy places the organism in Eukaryota, Viridiplantae, Streptophyta, Magnoliopsida, Sapindales, Anacardiaceae.